AUGUUUCGUCGCCGGACUCUGGCUGAUUACCGCAUGCCGCUCUACUCUAUGCAGAUGCGUGAUAUUGGCAUCCAGCCUAGAAAUCCGAUAGAAAGACGAGAUGCUCCUAAACGACCUUCAACUCUCUCCCCUUCACCAGGAUCCGCUCUAUCAUCCUGGCAAACUGCUCUUCAACCGACAUCAGAUACGCGACAACAGCAUCAGCAGUCACUGACAUGCUCUCAUAGGCAGAACCAAAUGAAUAGCCUACGACCGCAAAACCGCCUCUCGUCAGGCCAGCAUUUGACACCUUCAAGCCAACAUAGCUCGCCCCAGCCGUAUCUGCAGCAUCAUUUGCUUAAUAAUAAUCGUCAGAAAGCUGCAGGCGGCUGCAGCGUCACAGAUUCAUCAGACCCAUUUCUUGAGAAUAAUUACCUGCGCAAUCACGCCUCCGUGGAUCCUAGCUGCACUCGCUUGGUAUCCAGCUCUUCUGUCGUCGAGGGGACCAGCUUCAACCUAUUCAGACGACUCUCUGCUGGCGUGCUUGGAGUAACUCACUCUAUGCUUACUGGUAAGCCAGUUUUUUUGUUUAUAAAUUUGAUUUAG
Messenger RNA from Protopolystoma xenopodis, 585 nucleotides. The record is from the annotation of a GenBank genome assembly. Lineage: Eukaryota; Metazoa; Platyhelminthes; Monogenea; Polystomatidea; Polystomatidae.